Fibroporia radiculosa is the source of this 1320-nucleotide messenger RNA. RefSeq lists its product as uncharacterized. Gene Ontology annotation, molecular function: glutaminyl-tRNA synthase (glutamine-hydrolyzing) activity. Bases 1 to 1320 code for a protein of 439 amino acids. Gene Ontology annotation, biological process: glutaminyl-tRNAGln biosynthesis via transamidation; mitochondrial translation. Gene Ontology annotation, cellular component: mitochondrion; glutamyl-tRNA(Gln) amidotransferase complex. The transcript has 8 exons. The record is from RefSeq and is a predicted model, not a curated record. NCBI's taxonomy places the organism in Eukaryota, Fungi, Basidiomycota, Agaricomycetes, Polyporales, Fibroporiaceae.
AUGCCGACGACCUGUUCUUCCGCUAUCCUACGAAAUUUUGUCUCGCCAUUUGAUGCGACUGUAGUGCAACUAUUGCAGGCUGCUGGCGCACAAGUCGUGGGCAAAUCUAACUGUGAUGAGUUUGGCAUGGGCUCUCUAAACACCUAUUCCAUAUACGGACCUGUGGUGAAUCCAUACCAAGCACCAACCAGUCCUGAAUCUUGGGCAGUUCGCGAACGGCGCUCUGCCGGUGGGAGCUCCGGUGGAAGCGCGGCGGCUGUAGCGGCGGGGAUGUGCGAUAUUGCUCUAGCCACUGAUACUGGCGGCUCAAUACGACUACCUGCAUCAUAUUGUGGUGUCGUUGGACUGAAACCGUCGUACGGAAUCGUGAGCAGAUGGGGGGUCGUAUCGUAUGCCGACAGCUUGGACUGUGUUGGUGUCCUGGCGCGGACAGCACAGGACGUGAAGAAAGCAUUUGACGUGCUCAACGUGUAUGAUGAUAAAGACCCUACGGCCUCUCGGCCCGACGUGCGGCGCAGGGCUUCUGAAGCCGUCCAGAAGUCCCAUUGGAAUGCGGAGGAUGGUCUUACCGGGCUACGAAUAGGCGUGCCUCAGGAAUACUUCCCCGCUGAAUUGUUGCAAAGCACGCUAACACCGGUCCGCAGGAUGCUCGAAAACCUAGCAUCGCGCGGGGCAGCCAUUAUUCCUGUGUCCCUUCCAUCCACUAGAUUCGCAUUGAGUGCCUAUUAUGUGAUCUCGAGUGCGGAGGCGAGUAGCAACAUGGCCAGAUAUGACGGAAUACAAUUUGGAAGUUACGUCGAGCCUCCUGCCGGAACUAACAAAGCCAAGACCAGCAACGUGUACGCGUACACUCGAGCCGCUGGCUUUGGCCCAGAAGUUCAGAGGCGGAUUUUGCUCGGGACGUACGCGCUGACUGCAGACGCAUUUGACAAUUAUUUUCUUCAAGCCCAGCGGGUGAGAAAGCUCGUGCGAGCCGACUUCAACCGGGUCUUUUCCGUACCGAAUGUGCUAUUCUCUACUCCCAGCCUGCCAUCAGACGCGGGUGUGCAUGUCCUCCUUCAUCCAUCAACAAUACGGACGGCGCCCCGUCUUCCGUUGACGGCGAACCAAACACGGUGUAACAAUGAAGACACACUGGACGCGUAUGUUCAGGACGUUUUGACGGUCCCUGCGUCUUUAGCGGGCUUGCCCGCGAUGAGCAUUCCAGCUGGUUUGGGAGAAGAUGGUUGGCCAGUAGGAGUCAGCAUAGUAGGCCAGUGGGGGUGCGAUGAUAUGGUGCUGGAGGUCGGUAGCCUAUGUGCACAACUUCCAGGGUGCUAG